AUGUUCUUUCUGUGGUUCUUUUUCAUGCUCGCAGCGGCCGCUGUCGCUCGUGCACAAACGUUGGAAGAAGUCCUCACCGCGCACAGCGAUACGCUUUCCAUGAUGCUUAUGUGGCUCGCGUCGCAAGAGUUCAUCUUCGAGUGCUUGAGCGAGGCGAAGGGCAUCACCCUACUCGCGCCCAGCAACACUGCACUCGCUCGACUCUUCGGCACAUCGCUGCCGGCCCGUCUUGCAUCGGAUAUGAAUCUACUAACUGCCUUCGUGAACUACCAUAUACUCGAUGGAGUCUAUCACAUGGCGGACUUUGUUAGCGCUCGCACGACCUCGGCCCCGACAUUCCUCAGCAUCCCGGCCUAUUCCAACAUGAGUGAGGUCCAAGUCAUCCAAGAGCGGUCCGAGAACGGCACCCUCACCUUCUUCACCGGCGGCGGUGCCCAGUCCAUCGACUUGGACUUUACCGGCGGCACGUUACACGUCAUCGACUCGGUGUUGAUGGUCCCGGGCCGCGUGACUGACACCCUGGUGGUAGCUGGAUACACCGCGGCCGUCGGAGCAUUGCGUCUGGCUAACAUCGAUGGGCCGCUCGACGCCUUGUCGAACAUGACCGUGUUCGUGCCCAACAACGAGGCAUUCAUCGCCAUCGGAAGUGCCAUCAGCUACAUGACUAUCGAGCAGCUGACCAUUGUGCUCAACUACCACUUCGUGCGCGGCAGGGUCCUGCGCAGCCAGCUGAUCACCACUGGCACCCAGCGGAGCGCCCAGGGCGCCGUCCUCAACUUCCGCGUUGAGAACGGUGCGCUGUUCGUCAAUAGCGCCCGUGUCAUCGCCACCGAUCUGCUCGUUAAGAACGGCGUCGUCCAUAUCCUCGAUGGCGUGCUCAAUCCCGCCAACGCGACCGCUACGCCAGACCCGAACGCUGCCACCCAGGCACCGGCUUUCAACGGCCUUACCACCACAACCUGUGGUGUGUCCUUCACCGCGCCAGUCGUCCCCACGACUACGGUCUCGACCAACGCGGUUCCGACGGCGACCGCCUCCUCGCCUACUACGCCUACCCCGACACUUGUCCGGGGAGACGCAGCCCAGGCGAGGAGAGCUCUGGGCGUGACCGUUGUGUGUGGCCUCGCCCAGUAUGACCACUACGUGUAA
Chaetomium fimeti is the source of this 1149-nucleotide messenger RNA. Its product is annotated as FAS1 domain-containing protein. Gene Ontology annotation, cellular component: fungal-type vacuole membrane. NCBI's taxonomy places the organism in Eukaryota, Fungi, Ascomycota, Sordariomycetes, Sordariales, Chaetomiaceae. The record is from RefSeq and is a predicted model, not a curated record. Gene Ontology annotation, biological process: macroautophagy. The transcript is spliced from 4 exons. Bases 1 to 1149 code for a protein of 382 amino acids.